Molecule: messenger RNA, 24456 nt
Organism: Paramuricea clavata
Lineage: Eukaryota; Metazoa; Cnidaria; Anthozoa; Malacalcyonacea; Plexauridae
Source: the annotation of a GenBank genome assembly
AAACAUUGCUUUGAGAUUUGGGAACGAACGUUCACUGUAAAAUACGCACAUGGUUCGGUUCAUCGCUUGUUUCAGUGUGUUUAAUAGUGGAUACAUUUCGAGUUUAACCUUUCUCUGAGUAAGCUUUAAUAUUGAACACUCGUGAGUUUAAUGAAAAAUGGACGGUACACAUUUGUUUGGAACUUCAUUCGAUGUCGAUGAUCAGAAUCCUGCGACUGGUGGGUUCGAUGAUCCCAUGAAUCCACCGACUGCUGAACACAACAACGUGCUCGAACACGACGAUCACAGCGUCGAACAUUAUGCUCUUGACCAGGCUGAUCCCUCCGCUACCGGUGAAGAAAGCAGAGGGCGAGCUCCCAAAACAGAAGAAGAAAUGAGGGAAUGUAAACAUUGCGAUUUUAAAGCUGAAGACUGGCCGGUGAGUUCGACAUAUUUCAAUGUCAGACUGUCAGUUUGUCUGUCACUUUGUCACCAGAUUGGGCUACAUUUAGUACUAUUGAGGGAUCUGGAUAUCCAAUUGGGGAGAAGGGGGUUUCUCCUUAAAAUUUUUGCAGGGGGAAAGCAGGUAUUAAGUGAAGGAAUAAAGUAUGGUGGAUUAAGGGCUGAGGACCCUGGACCCAGGAUGCAAUCCCUGCUACAAAAUUUGUUGGUGUAAGGGAAGCCUCACAUAUCGAUUUUUUCCACGAGAAACGUCAUAUGUUCGUGGGGGGGGUUUGCAACUGUGACGUUUCAGUGUAUUAAAUAUCAUGGGAAAAUUCGAUAGUUUUAUCGAAAGCCUUAACAUUUCGAAAUCAUCUUUGCAGAGUAUAAAAAAGAAAACAACUUGAUACAAACGCCAGUCUAUAGGCCUACAUUCGUAAUACCAUACCUGUUCUACACGUAUACAUUUAUAUUAUUACGCCUUCCUUGCAUUGAAAACACUCAAAUUUCAAGAAAACCGCGCUAAAAUUAUCAAUAUUUCAUGCAAAAAAAAGUUGUUUUGAGAAACGUUAGAAAUUUUGAAGUUCAUAUAUAUUAAUAAAAAAAGAUAUGUCAGCAAAAGAUGACAUAUUAGGGGUGCACCGGAACCAGUUUUUUAAGUUCCGGCCGGAACCGGAUCCAACCGGAACUGGAAAAAAGUUCCGGCCGGAACCGGAACUAAUUUAUUAAGCCAUAUAUAGUCAUAUGUUACUUUGUCCGCUGCCAGACAGGCAGACACUUCAAGUCAUCAAGGAGAGAGCUCGCAAAUGUUAGAAUAAAAAGAUUGACAAGCGUUAAAUGUCAUAAUGAAGUGUUAAUAAUGUACAUUUCCCUUGUGUAGUCCAGAUUUCUUCCUACUGUGACCUUUUGUUAGACACAAAAACGUUUGAUAUUCUAUCUCUCUGAAAACGACAGAGUUCCGGUUCCGGCCGGAACCGGAACUCUAAAAAAUCGGGGUUCCGGCCGGAACUAACCGGCCGGAACCGAGUUCCGGUGCACCCCUAUGACAUAUUCCUCGCGGAAGCAUCGCCAAUAGCCGACCGUAGAAAAUAGUAGAAAAUUACCUUAUGUGUACUAUAUUGAACAAAAUAUCGAUAACUAUGUGUGACGUUUCUUAGGGGGGUGGAGGGGGGUCUCCAGAGAAACGAACAUAUGACGUUUCUCAUGGACGAAAUCGAUAUGUGAGGCUUCCCUAAUGUCAGUACACAACCCUCGAAAUUCGACUAUUUUUGCCUCGGCAAAUAAUUGCCGAAGUCUUUCGAUAAUUUUUGAGUUUGCCUCGGCAAUUUUUUUUUGCCGAGGCACGCAAUGAAAUCACCUUAAAUUCCUUCGGCAAUUACUUCGGCACCCUUCAGCAUUCACGUUUGCAGUUGUAACUUGUAAUUAAAGUAAAGUACAUACGGAAAUUACUGUGAACAAAUAUUAUAAUGAUCGUAGAUUCUGACGUUUGACAAUUUGUUGUUAUUUUACAUAUUCCUGAUUCAAAAUGUUUUUUAAUAAUUUAUAACUAAAAGUUAAAACAAAGUUUCUCGACGUGCCGUCUUUAAACCAUCAAGAUUGUUCUUUAUUUCAACCGAAGCCGACGCUGAAAAGCUCAAAAUUAAAUAUUGUGUAAAGUAGCUAUGAAUGAAAUCUUCUGUUGUUCACCCGACGUCGAUGACAACAAUUCGAACAAAGAAGUGAUGCAAAAAACGAACACUGUAGUUUGUAAAUUUAAGAAGAAAAAAAACAACGAACAGACGCUGUAGUUUGUAAUUUAAGGUACAACAGGUGGAAUUGCCUCGGCAUUUUUUUGCCGAGGCAAACUAUGAAAAAUCGUAACUUGCGUCGGCAAUUGCCGAGUGCCGAGGCGAAUUUCGAGGGUUGGUACAGUAGUAUUACUUUACAGUUUUGCCAAACGCAUACACGAUUGUUUAUUUUGACAUGGGUUUUAGUCCCCAAGUACAUUUUUUGUAGCUAUUGGCAUGAUCAGGGGCAAAUGUUCAUGGCUUAUCUCCAGUACUCAUAGGAUUUACAUGGAAUGCACACUGUCUAUGGAUUCCCCCGGAUAUCUUAUACGGGCCGGAUAGUGAUAAAUAUCUCAGUGUCUGCCCUUCAAGGGUAAAAAAAAUAGGCGAGCACGCCAGCACUGAUCGCAGGAAAUGUUAAACAGCUGCAGGAAAUUUGUUUGAAUGAAGAUAUGCUAUUGAAUAUUUGAAGGAACCUUUACACCCAUGGUUGACAGACAUUAUUCCUUGAAUUUAAAACUAUGGUCAGCUAGAACACUAGACAUGUUUAUGCACAUGCAGAUUUAGCACAAAAAUACUCUGUUGGUCUGCAGCACAUCUUUGUCACCAGGUUGUGCUCCCAGGGAGAAAAUUAUUUUAGAGAGCUUAAGCUUCGUGUUAUAUGUCAAACGGCAAACACCUGGCAAAGAAAAAUUUUACAGUAUCAUAUUUAUUAUAGCAUUAUUAUCAAAACAAUUCUGUAUAUUGAAAAAUUCCCUUAUUAUUUUGUCUCAAAUGUAACAUGUACAACAAUGAAAUGCCCAUAUGCAACUUAAAUUAAUGCUGGGUUUAAUAAUAUACAUGAAAAAAAUUCUCAAUUCUGAUUGGCUAAGAUAAGAGCAGUGCAAUUUUUUGAAAUACAUUGCCAAAGAAAUGAAAUACUGUGCAAAAUUUUUAAUUUUCAAAUUUCUUAAUUUUCGAAAUGUGACUUACACACGUGACUGCAUAAUUUUUUGCUGUACAGUAAUAGUAUAAUUUCUCAUGCAAUUUGAAAAAACAUACACUCGUGAGUUUUUCAAAGACUUCAAGGUAGUCGGAUGGAUUUUUUCCAAAUUGCACUCGAAACCAUACUAUUUCCUAUACAAAUGGAAUGACCCAUUGGCAGAGCUCAGGAGGCAAAUCUUAGUGUCCUGCUGAAGUAAUAUUUCAAAACCCAAAUAGAAUCUGCCAUAACAUGAUGAACAUUUGUACUUUGUUUUAUUGAAGGCAUUUGCAAAACAUGUCUUUAAAGCUCAUCAUAUCAAGAAAGUGGCAGAAGCUUAUAAUAUAAAAUUGACAAAAGAUCCUCCUUCAUCUUUUGCUUGUGAUGUAAGUAUAUUGUAUCAUUGAUUCUGUAAUCGGGGUUUAAAAUUGCAGCUGGCUGACACCUGCAUUUUCAAGCACCAGCGACAACUUCUAAAUCAGCAACAAUGAGUUCUAGACUUCUUAAUUUAUUGAUCUAUACAAUGAAUUUAUCUCUUUAAUUAAAAUAAAAAAGAUGCUGUCUUGAGUCUCUUGACAUAAAAAGAUUGUGUUAAGCAUUCUGUCUGGUAGUCAUGAAAUUCUUGUAGCCAUGAACAAAGGGGGGAGUUGUAACUGUAUGAUGAAAAUCAAUACCCAUUUCAUUUUGUGAUCGCUUAUUUUGAUUAAUUACAUGUAUUAUGCUCAGGGCCGGACUAACGUUCCGCGGGGCCCGUGGCAUAUUAUCAGCGCGGGGCCCCUUGACCCCCCCCCCCAACCGUCCAACGGCAUUUUGGACACUGGAUUAUAAAGAUUAAAAAUAUUCUUUUGUAUUUCAUAUGUGUUGAAAAGUUUCCUUUGUAUUAGUACAAAAAAAAAAUUAUACAUCAAUCAAUUUGAUAGAACUGAAACUCAACCUAGGCAUUUUAUACCAUUAACAUUCUUAUUAUUUACAGAAAAAAAAGCUAAACAUGAUAGCGUCCAUAUAAACUUUUGCCAUGUUCCACAAAAUUCGGCAAUCUUUUAGUAGUUAAUUAACAGUUUACUGCAAAUUUUGAAAUUUCUGACCCCAAUUAAUUUUUUGGCCUCGCUUUUUGGAGCCCCUUGCCAAAAGAAGGAACAAAAAAAUUUGUUUGCGGCCCUGCUUUUGGAGCCUCACUUUUUAAACUUUGGGGCCUCGUGUUUUUUUGUUUUGGCCGGGGCUUCGCUUUUGGGGCCCUUGGACUCCUUGGGGGCCCUUGGACUCUUUGGGGGCCCUUGGACUCUUUGGGGGCCCUUGGACUCUUUGGGGCCCUUGGACUCUUUGGGGCCCCGCGCUGUUUGGAUCCCGCACUGAAACAGGAAAAAAACGUUUGGGGCCCCGCUCUUUGGGGUCUAGAUUUUCAAAUUUUGAGAUCUGACGUUAUCUGGGGACCUUGGGCUCUUGCAAGGCUCGAAACUUGCGGUAUCCCGAUAUCCACGGGAUAUCAGAUUUUAAUUUUGGAUACUGGGUUUCAUAAGCUCAGUAUCCCAACUGGAUACUAGGAAAACUUAGAAAUUGCGAUAGUAGAUAAUCAUCUAGACGUUUGACAUGUUUCCGAACUUCAAUGUCUACGGAUUUUGGCAGAAUAUUUAAAAAAAAAAUUUCACAAACGGUGCUUUCUUUCGUAUUGCCGCAGUGUGUUAUUUUCAAUUUUUUCGAAUUUCAAUACAUAUUUUUAUUAUAAUUGAAACUAAAGGCCUGGUUUUUGCUCAGCAACUGAAGGCCUGGUUGCAAGGUAAAAUUUUGCCUUGCUUAGAUACUGGAAAUAGAAUAUCUAGUAUCCAAAUCUGGGAUACUAUAUUUCAAGGAUGGAUACUAGAUUCUAUGAUGCUGGUAUCCACUUGGAUACUGACAAAAAUUUCAAGUUUGGAGCCCUGUCUUGGGACCUUGGGCCCGCGUUGAAACACUGAAACGGGGAAAAAAACACGUUUGGGGCCCCGCUCUUUGGGGGCUCGCUUUUUAAAUUUUGGGGGACUUGGGCUCUUUGGGGCCCCGCACUGGCGCACUGUUUGGGCCCCGCGCUUAAACAGGAAACAAAAAAUUCAGAAAAAGUAGAAGAGAGUAAGCGCGGGCCCCCCAAAAGCGCAGGGCCCGCAGCAUAUGCCGCUUCUGCCAUAUGGUUAAAUUAAUCCGGCACUGAUUAUGCUGGGCAUUGGUUUCAUAGAAUUUUUGAAAAUAUUUUUUACUGCAUAUAUUUCUGACUAACUAACUUGUUGCGGGUAUUUUCUGCGUAAUCAUUUCAUAUGUGGCUUAUUAGAUUCUGAAAAAAAUUGCCGGUGCAGAAAAUGUACAUGGACCAAACAUCCUACAAAUAUAAUUUAUUAUCUAAAUUCCAAUUAUUUAUUUUAAACCUUGGUAAUAGUUGUAUGAUUUAACCCAGUUUUAAAGGGCUUUAUCAUUUACUCUGUAACAAAAAAUAUUUCCUUAUUGUGGUCAUUUUAACUCGAAUUUAGGAGUCAUCUCCACUAUGUUGUCUAUGGACAUUAUCUGCCUAAUUCAGUUAGCCCUUAUGGUUAUUUUAGGCAGAUAAUACCCAUACCUACUACAGUAUACUAACAGAGCAAAUAAUGUAAUGAUUUAUAAUGGGUGAAUAAAUUCUUUGUCUUCUUCUUCUCCUUACCAAAGAAAUGUCAGGGGAAAUUAAUAACAUAAAUUUAAAUGAUAUUCUUUGAACACUAAAUAUUUGGAUAUGUAUAAUCAAUGGUGGAUCCAGCAAGGUUUUAGGGAGGUGCUGGGUGGGCAACCAAGCACACCGAAUGGGUAUAUUAUAUUGCCAUUGGUUGUUUACAUUUAAAUUCAGAAUACUGACAAGUAAGAAGACAGUGUAUUUUGAACUGUUUAUUAUUAUAUCAAAUAUACCAUUUGUGUAAUAUAGUAGUAAUAUAUAAUAUGAUCUCAAUUUUGUUAAGAUAUGUUCUAUCACUUGCUGUGGUCAUCUGUCUUUUAAUGCUCAUAUGCUUGGAGCAAAACAUCGGAAGGUAGGUUUCGCUCAAUUAGGGUGAGGCAGUUAAUCAAUGAACUGGAAAAAACGAUUCAACUGAUGUUGUUCUUGGUAAAGACCUGGAAACAAAUUGAGAGAAAAAGUUGUUUGAAACAUUAAACAAAUGUAAGCAAUCUGCAAUACUGCGAUUUUGACAACACCGUGUCAAAAUCAUGGCGCUAGUUCAACGUAUUCUGAUGAAACUUCCAAGUUUCAAACAUUAAAAAUGCGAGAAAAUAGCACACCUAACGGUAGCUUAUUGUGUACAUAUUAAGGCAGUACUGUACCAUUAAUACAAUUUUGUUUUUAAAACUAAAGUCUUGAACGUGUAACAUGAAGUUUAAUCUAACUGUACAGUAAGUAGCAUAUUUUGACAUAAGUUAUAAAAAUCAUUUUGCUUUCCAACGGCAGGGUCUUAGCUAGGAUUUUAGAUCUUGGGCGUGUUUCUAAUGACCAGGGCGUGCACAUGUCAAUUACCUUGAAUAGCAAAAUCACGGUUCUCGUUAUGCUCGCCAACAACAACUAUGCUUGUGGACUGUUCUGGUUGUUCUAUGCUUUGCAACCAAUUACAAGAUGAGCAUACGCUCAUAUUGCGCACUGAGAUUAAAAUAUUAAGUUAUUUCAGCAACUCUUGGGGGUAUUUAAAACCAUUUUAACACCAUACAGUUCCCAUUAUCCAUCAAAAUAUUAAAAUAUCACGGAUCAUUUUUGCCAAUUCAACAACAACAGUAGAUUUUACAAACUUUCUUAUGACGUAAAUAGGAAGAAAUUCUGUCUGUUGUAAGUAGCACCACCUUAUUUUAUGAACCUACACGGCCUUAUAUAAAAAUAGUAAAGGCGCGUUAAUUUUAUCAAGCCGUGUUUUUCCGCUUUUGGCCGCGAUAACACGGCCAACACGGCCCUCUAGCUAAGACCCUGUCCAACGGUUUUUACCCAGAACCACCUUACCCUACACUCACUAUGUAGUUAAAUUUAGUGCUUUAUGUUUGAUUUGCAAAAUAAAAAUCACUACGGUUCCUUUGUACUAUAUUUGUGGCCUGAAAUAGACAAAUCCCAUUAUAGACUAAUUUUAAAACUAGGCAAGGAAAUGCAAAUAAAUCACCACAGCUAGAAAGAACAUACUAAGAUUAGUAAAAUUGCAAAUUUUGGUUGCGAAAUGUUAUAGAAUGCGGAAAAUAUAGCCUUGCAAAUUUUGUAUACUGUCUUAUGUAUUGCGUGCGGAAAUUUCUACCACAUUUGGGCCGAAAAUGGGAGCAAUUUCCGCACGCAAUACAAAAGUAUACAAAAUUUGCAAACGUUGCAAGGCUAUAUUCUCCGUAUUUUACAACAUUUUGCAACCAAACUUUGCAAUUUUACUCAUUUCAGUAAUACUAUGUUCUUUCUAGCUGUGGUGAUUUAAUUGCAUCUCCUUGCCUAGUUUUAAAAUCAGUCUAUAAUGGGAAUUGUCUAUUGCAUGAGUGUCCUGGUAAUAUGUAUAAGAUAUAAGAUUUUAAAUUUGGAUGUGAACAUCACAGAUACCAACAUUUGUAUUAAAAGAAUCCCAAUGAAUUUUACAGUCAGACCUUGCUUUGCUCUUCUGCCCUUGUAUCCUACAUGUAUGGAGCUUGAUCAGAACUUAUAGAACUCAUAUAUGUAGUACUGUAAGAUAGUUUCAUGCAUGUACAGGUGCUAUAAACCAUUAAGGGCCGCUAUUUACUGUAGGUGCCUUGCUUUACCAAAUUCAAUUUAUAUGCAGCUCCAAAAUGUGAUCAGGGUGCACCAGAUCAGGUGGAACUGAACAGAGUCGGAGUAGUAUUAGACUGUAAUUAGUAUAAUAUGUUUUGCUGACUUGUCUGAUUUGAAUUGUUGGUUACUCCAUAACAUUAUGAAGCCAGGUGAUGUCUCUAAUUGUUGGAACAAAAACCAUAAACACUGCGAAAAAUGUCAUGUGCUGUACAGUACAAAACUUCAUUUGUAGCAGCCACUGUGUACAUGAACUCUUUUGUUUGUACUGUUGUUGCAACCAAAUGGAUCUUCAUCAGCAAAUAAAUUUGAUGAAUAAAUCUAUGAAUGGUGUUUCAUAAAUAUGACAGAGUUCCGGUUCUGGAGUAUGCUACUUGAUGCUAUAAACUUUAUGGUUUUAGGCUUUACAACAGAAAGCUGCCGAGAACGAGCGAAGUGCAGGAGGUAGGUGCAAAUAACUAUAAAAUUUUAAACAUUGUUAUUGGGUCAUCCCUGACAGACAUAUCCGCACUUCUCCCACAAUUCAAUCAUGUCCCCAUUUAGGCACACUUUUUACUAUUUUAUCUCACCCUGUCCACAAAUGCCCUUUUUAGCUAGAGGUAGUGUGGAUUUUUUCUGAAACAAUCCAUUAUACCUGAAGUCCUGAACAGCAGUAUUUACAUGUACCUGUAUGAUGUCUCUCGUAUUUGAAUGCUCAGCAGUAAGUUCUACUCUGUGCUAGGAACAUACAGUAUAGUGAAACUUAGUAUUAAAAGGUCAUCCUAUUAAUACUGUUCGUGGUUAUCCUCACUGGCAAAUUUGUAUAUCUAUUCUGGGACCAUUUGCUUGUACAGUUUAUUUGCCAUUCGGACUGCAAACAAAAAUAUAUUUUGAGUCUAUAAAAUAUUUUAUCCUAUCCCUCAUAAUCGUCUACUGUAUUAAUACUGUAUGGCCACUGGGUUCCACAAUAUAUUGAGACUUGAAAGAUGUUUUUUGCACUUCACGUGGUUGAACUUGAAAGCUGGUUUUGGUGCAUAAUCCAAGCAAUCAUAUCAUUGUGCAAAAAAAGCAUUGUGUUACUUGUGUAUAUAUAGCGUUAUGUGAAAAUUUAAUUAUGUAUAUAUAUGCUCGCUUGAUUUAUCCACCAAAACCAGUCCACAAUAUAUUAAAGGUUUUUACUGUCCAUACUUGUCUUUUAAUUGGUAGGUGGUCGAAUGAAAAAUAGUCAGUUUGGCAACAUCCAGAACAAGAAGCCAUACGACAAACCUCAGAAACCUGCAAAAGGAAAAUCGAUUGGAGCGCAGGUUUUUGCCAAUUACCCGCAGCCAUUAAUAGGUAAUAUAUGGUCUUAAAUACGAUUUAUUUCUCAAUUAGGUUGGUCAUUUUAACUCGAAUUUUUUAGGAAGUCAUUUUACAUAGUUCAUCUUGUACAGUCGGGCGUAGGCCAUCGUUUUUGGUCUUUUUUUGUGCAUCUUGUUUUAUGAUUGUUUCUGCAGAGCCAAAACCCAGUGUUUCAUUUUCAUCACCUACAGGUCUACCAAUACCUUGCAGCGAGGUUUGAAAUAACCACUUGUUUACCUGUUGAUUCCAGCGUAUUUUUACAAGCCACAAAUUUAAAAACUGUUCUGUGGUUGGGUUAGUUUUGAAGACAUUUUGCUCUUUCUUAAAACGCAAAAAUUGCGCGGUUGUUUUAGUGUCUUUUUAGUCUCAUCUCUAAUUUCUUUUAAAAAAAUCUUCAACCAAUCAUACACUGCAUUAAAAUAGUAGGAUAGGUUAUGAACCAAUCAAGGAAAAAAGUAGACAAAAAGGACGAUCAUACGUCUAAUACUGGCAUUAGUUCAAUGGUUCCUUCAUUGCGGACGACCGUUUACUUUCUGACCGCGCAGCUGCUUUUUUUUAAAUGAAACUGAAAGCCCUGUAAAUCAUGUUGAUAUACUGCAAUCUUACUUCAACAGAAUUUAACUGUAAUUGUGAAAAUUUAAAAAUGGCUGCGCCUCUUGCACAUUGAACUUUCUUACGUAUUUGAAGAAACAUCAUGAAAGGUGGUGGAAACAACUUGAUCAUUUCUUGCCACCAUUUGCAAAAAAACGGUGCCGUUAAAAUACGAAGUGUCGUUAAUUAAAGUAUCCUUUUGUCGGUUUUCCACUAAAGCAAUAUUGGGUAAAUAAAUUCGGUUUUGGAAAAAAAAUCCUCCAUUUUUUCGUUAUAUGGAAAAAUCGCCUCAGUCAAUUAACUGUACAGUGCUGUAUAGCACUUUACUGACUGCAGUAAACUUUAUUGUUUUCAGUACUGUUUGUACUGUAUUGCAGCAGUACGAGCCUUCGGUGGCGCAGUCGACAGAGUAGGCGUAGUUCUCCUCUGAGAUCGUGACUUCGAUUCUCGCUGUGGAGUUUGAGACGUAUGUGAGAAGAGUCGGUCAACACUAAGUCGUGUGUUUACAGGGAUUGUUGACAGGAUGGGUUGGGAUAACACUCCCAAACUAACUCUUCCAUCUUAGCUGUGCUCGGUGAUCAGAAAUGGGUUACACAGUGGCAGCGAGAAGUGCCAUUGGUAAUCUGUCGACUUGAUCAGUUGAGCUGUGCCCUUCGCAAUUCAGCUCAUCUCACAGCUACAGUAAGAGUGAGGUGAUUAACGCACCCCCACUUACUGUGUUUGGCAAUACUACUGUAUACUGUAAUACCGUGCUUAUAAGUUUAAUGUGUUAAUUGUGCUGGUCUUUGCAGUAUUGUAUCAAUGUACACAUACAAUGUUGUCCGCAUUGUUUUGUGCUUAGUAUAGUACUGCACUUUGCGAAACUACAGUAUAUACUUUACAGUACAUUACUUUGCGUAACUUUACAGUGCAGCAGUGAUGUAUUUAACUGUCCUAUGCUGUGCUUUCCCGUUUCCUCUAUACAAUAUAGGGUUAUAAUAGAACUGUUGCAAUUUCAAUGUAGAAGACCAAUGCCCGUUGUAAAUUUGAGUUAAUCUGUUUAGCUCUACAGUAUAGAAAGAUGUACUGUAGUGCUACUACAAUUUUCUCUACUGAAUUGCAUUCGUAUGUACAGUGUGCUGUAUUGUACGUACCAUACGUGCCUUUAAAUUUGCCUCAGCUGCCAGAUAUUCGAUUUCUGGUCAUGUUGAAUAUUGUUCCUAAAUUAUUAAGCAAUUUAUUUUUUACUAUGACCAAAGGUUUUGCGAUGGUUUUAGUAACAAUACAUUAAAUACCUUGUUUUUCUCUGAAAAAUUUGGUGACGAAUCGAUUCCAUUGCCACAACGGCAAUGGUACUGUAAAAGAAAAUAUGUUAAUUUGAUCAUGCUUAUAGUGACGAACAUAUUCAAUUUUUCAUCUUGAUUAUGAUUAAUUGAAAUGUUUGGGUUUCGCUAUAAUAUAACCUGUGCUAUACUUUGACCACCCAUCCACAGGCCUGGAAUACGUGACGGAGGUCCAGGUGGCUGGACAAAAUCCUCGUUAUGAAUGUUCUUUAUGUGAUGCGAAAUUUGAACAUGAUCUCAAGUUUCCUCACUUGGUUGGCCAAAAACAUCGUAUGAAUGUCUUGGUAAGUUUUACCUUCUCUCCAAGCUUUUGUUUAAAGGCAAGGAGUUGUUUACCUUCAUAAUGAACGUAUGUGGUGAACAUAGCGAAAUAUGCCACAAGUCUUGUUACAACCAGUACAAGUCCUGUAAAAUAAUUCUACUGACCUUGUACAUAACCUUGUAUGAAGACCGGUCAGAAGAAGCCGGAUACAAGUUUUGUGCCAUAAUGUUUCACCUUUUGGCAAGUAAACAUGUAAGAGGUGUCGUGAUGACUUGGUGUAAUAUUUGUAGAAGUUUUGUUGCAACAAACUUGUAUAUUAAUUUUUAAAUUUACUUUGUUUCAAGUUUUUAAACUUGCAGCAAGUUUUGAAACAACUGAUGUUGUUUCAUGUUUUUAACUAGCAAGUAUUCUGACAACGAACGCCUUGUAACAAGGAUUUUACAACUCUGUAAGAAGUUUUUCGACAAUUUAAUGGGAUUGUUGUUACAACUUUACCGCAAUUUUUGUUAAAACCUUGAACUGCAGUACGUUUUCUGGCAAACGUGUCGUGAAAACCUUGUAGUAAAUUUAAUAACAAUUACGUGGUGUUACUCUUCUAGACAAGUGCAAGUAGUGUAACAAUUUUGUCGCAAGCUUUGUGACAACAUUGUACAAGUUUGACAACAACUAGUUGCAUUUAUUUAGAAGUGUCUACGUUUUUGCUUGAGACUGUCAUCCACGAAAGUGAAUGCAAUCCCGUUGGAAUUACAUUCACGACCAAACGUUUCAACACUUCGGCCUAUGUGCGACAUACCAUUUUCCCCGUUAAAAUAAAAUCGUAAUCUGCUUGAAGUUUCGACCCCGUAGACCAAAAUAAUCUAUAAAAACAAGUUCAUUUCUUGUUUGCUUUCGUUCUCACUUCAAAUUCAAACAUUUCAAGCGCAGGUAGAUCCGUAGUAGAUACUGCAUAUUUGCAUGCAUUGACAAUACUACAUGGAUUUUAACAGUGGGUCCCAUUAUUUUAAAUUCCUUCCGGUUAAUUCUAUUAAAUUUCUUCUCUUACUUGGUUGCUCACCUCUGUAGCCUAAUUCCAAACGUUUUUAACCGACUGAGAAACGCCAGUAGUGUUGGACUGUUGUAUAUAAUAUUUUGUAUUUCAAUCAAAUUGUAAGUACAAUAUCAUAAAUAUAUGUCUGUCAUUAAAUUUUGUAGAAGAAAUGGUAGAAAACAAUUUUUUCGUGUUCACAUCGAGUUAUAAUAAAUGCACUUGUGCAGAAGUUCGGGAAAAAAUUGAAAUGGUAUAUAAAUAAAUUUGAUAUUAUGUUUAUGUAGAAAAUCAAGCGGCCUGAUUUUGUGAAAGAAUUGCAUCCUACGAGUAAGAAACGUUCUGAGCUUACCGCUGCAUUGUUGAAAGAGUCGAUUGAUCUGGAGCUAGCAGAAGGACGUAAAGAAGUGAAAAUCAGAGUCGAGAAACCUCCUCCCGGACUUCAACCCCCUAGAGGUUAGUUAACAGCUGGUCUGUACUGGAAAGUCACAUAGUUAUAAGUAAAGUGGUAGCCCUCUUGUCGGUAGCCCUAUACAGUCGCUUCCUGGUAGCCCUAUACAGUCGCUUCCUAUCAGUUGAUCUGACGGACUGCAACCAAUAAUAAAUCCAUCAUCCAAUUCCAAUCCUUUUUCUGGCUUUGUUAAAGGUGAUCUACAGUCCGUAUGUAAACAAAGCCUUUGUUUACAUUUUUGUGUCCAAAAUAUUGAGCUUUAUUCGACAACUAUUUAUAUUUUCAAGCUUCUAGAGUAUAAUAAAUGAUCAAGAAACAACAAUCAAGCUUUUCAAGAACUCAAAACAUAGUUAAACUGUUUGCAUCAUAAAAAGUGGGCUCAUUUGUGCACAUGCGCAGAUCGGACUGUAGAUCACCUUUAAACAAUUUAAGAUUUGGUAAAUAUGUUUAUAAGAAAAGACGUUAGAAGUGCUUACGUCACUCAAUUUUUAAUACAUACAGUAGGACUUCUGGAAUGCACAGUACAUUGUGCGAUACUUUUGGAUCAAUAAUUCGUUGUUUGAAAAUUACGUGACCUAAGCACUUCUAAGAUCCAUUGAUUUCGGAGUGGCAGAUCUGGUUACCGCCGAGUUAAGCCUGUUAAUAUCGAAGGUAGGGUAGAGUAUUUACUUAGGUUGGAAAGCUAUUGUUCCUGUGCUUCAUGGGCUUUUCGGGUGCCCUUCGGUUGUCCUCCCUCACCAGAAAUUAUAAGAUCCGCUAGGAUUUACUUGGCAACAUGAGUAUCGUGAGCUUCUGCCACGACCUUUGUAUACACCAAAUUAAACAAACACAUCGUUAUCAUAACACGUCCUCCAGUUAAUGAGGUCCGCUGUUGUAACUAAUAACCACUAAUACUAACAAACAAUAUCAAUAGUUUGAUAUCUAUAAGUUACAUUGUAACUUUGUUAUUCUUAUGUAUAACUUUAGUCUUUGAAUUAUUACUGUAUGAAUAUUACUAACAAUUAUGGCGAAACUUAGUGAAAUUUCAAUUGCUUUCUGUUAAGUUUCUUGUCUUGCCCUAUAUAUUAACUUUAGCAAUUUUUAUAAUCUAGGUCGAGGAGGCAGUCGUGGUGGGGGACGAGGUGAAAGACGAAAUACUGGUCAUCCAAAAAGGGGUUCGUGGAGUAGUAGGGAAACGUCAUUUUCCCGAGGUAGAGGGUCAAAUAUGGGAUCAUACAUAACCCCGCCGUCAGGACCAAGUGGCUUAUCAUAUGGCUCCUCAUCAUAUGGCUCUUUUGGUGGUGGUGGCGGUGGAAUUGGAUAUGAUUCGUUUAGUUAUAACAUGCCAUAUAAUGCAAGUUACGACAAUCCGAACUACGGCAGAAGUUAUCAGCAAAGGUUGGUAUGAUUAUAUGUAAGAUCAUGAUUUAUAUUGUCAAGGAUAUUUGCGCGCUUCUUUUUCGUUUUCGGAGCUUAAGCACAAAUUGUACAGUAGCUUUAACUGUUUUUGGAUCCAGACUUUGUGAACCAAUGGCUGCUGAGUUCAUAGAGAUUAUAAAAGGGCGAGAAAAAUCGAGGGACAAAUUGAAGCUUUCUAAUGGGGACAAAUAACGCUCUUUGAUUGGCUAAAUUCUUGUUGCGAGGAUGUAAAUUCUCAUUGCCAGGAUGUAAAUUCUCAUUCACAGAUGCAAAGCCACAAUGUUUAGGAGGAGCGGGAAAUUACCAAAAUAAUACAAGUUUGGAAACACUGAUUUUUUUCAUUUUUAGCAUAGUUCAAGCAAGGAUUAAGAGCCCAAAAUCAACAAGAAUACCUGCACUUUAAUACAAAACAGGUUUUGGAACGGUAGAAAUGUUUUAAAGUGCUUCGAUGUUGAAGGGCGGUAUUUUCUUUGUGACUUCCGCACGUCCAAAUUUUUAUCAUUAUCCACGAUAUAAAACGGAAAUUCCUCGAUUUUUCGCCACAAAUAAAUGUAAAAAGUCAGGAAUGUUGAUAAAACCAGGAUUGAAUAUUUCAAUUGUAGCCAAAAGAUGUAGAAUUAGAUUUUCUUGGUUUUAUCCAGGUAUAACUCAAAUUUGCCGACUUUUUUCCGGGUGUAGCCCAUUAGCAAGCUUCAAUUUAUUCCAUUCGUUUGCGUGAACGUUUCCUACAAUGCUCACUGAUUACAAAAAACGUCCAGAUCUAUUGAUUUACUCGGCCCAUGAAUUGGCCGCCAGCAGGAAUUUGAGCCCGCAUUACCAUGGUGUGACACUAAUCCUUUAAUUUGUUUUGGUUCUUCGAACCUAAAUCCCGCUGACAACAUUCUGAAAUACCUGUCGCUUGCUAGACUUGCGGCUAUAAGUUUAUUUUGAUGUGAAGACCGCUAAUUCAACUGAUCUUACUUCAAUUGCGUCCUGUUCAGUUGCACUGAAAUUAAUUUGAUGUUUUUACUUUUACAGCACUUCUGGCUUUGGACAAGGAUAUCCUGAAAGUAACCCAUCAUACUUUGAUAGUGGAUAUUCUGCACCACCACCGCAAAUUGAACCUCCUCGCAAUUUCGACGUUCCGUCAGUUCCAUCAAAGGUUCGCAUAUUUUUUGUUACUAUUUGUUUAUGUACGUACUGUAGUCGGUCGGAGCUGGCAACAAUUUUUCACUUGUUGCCCGGCGGGAUACAUUGCAUUUUUCUAAAGCUACGUGACCACAAGUCAGCCAAUCACAUUUGGUGUUCACCCUGCGGGAUAUGAAGAAUUAUGAAGGGCAAAAUUGUGUUAUCUGCCGAUGCUGAAAGCUGAUGCGGUUAGCACGGGCUGGAGCCUUCGCAAUUAUUCAUACCAUGCUGAAACCAAAUUCAAUAAUUACUUUAUAUUACUUAUUUAAAAGAUAUCCGCACUUGUGCGUCUUAAUUCUUGCCAUUUGCAGGAAAUAUGUUUUCUAUUCUUUCAAAUAUACGUCAAAAAUACUUCAGAGAUUUUCGUCGCUAUUUUAGUUUUUUUAUUUUAUUUAGUCUUUUAUUUUUUAUUUUUUUAUAUUUAUUUAACGGCCAAAAGCGAUAUCAUGCGAUAAUUCUCCAUACCAUACCCAUCAUAUCGCAUCAUCACCAGUUCUUUCAUUGGGCUUAUUUAUACUUUCUGUUUGCUUUUGAAUAGCAAGCAAUAUCGCCUGGUUUGGCUACUGCUCUUGGCGACUUGGUAAGCAUUAAAGGAUAUUGUGCAUGCAGUAAUAUUUUUCAAAAUAAUCACUACAGCGCACGUGUAAGUACGUGUAAUUUAUAUAUGUAUAAUUUAUGCGCACAAUAUUCUUUACAAUAAUAAAUGAGAACGAACAGGUGCGUGUUUUUUAUUGUAAUUUUCUGAAUACACUGUAUGGAUGCAAAAUGUUUCCUCGUGCAUGCAAUAGAAUGAUGUUAAUUAAUAUCAUAUAAUCUAUUCUGCGUCAAAAGAUGAUUUAACAUUUUCUGUUUUUGACAGACAAAACUUGUAAAGAAUGACGAAGACGCAUCUGUAGCCCUCCAAGUUUCAAAUGCUUUGACUCAAGCACUGUUGCAAUACAGAAUGGUUAGUGGAUCAGAUUUUGUAUAUAUUUUUUAUCAAAUAACAGUUGUUUAAUCGUCCAGCAACUCGGGUUAGAUUUCUCUUUAAAUUCCUGGUGCGGAUUUUUUAUUUAUCGUGUUGUUGGGAAAGUAACACCCCUCGAAUUUGUAGGCUCCCAACGGAUUGGCGCGUUAAAAUUCUUUCAAAUUGUGUUUUAGGAGGUUUUAUUUUUUAAAACAUUCUUCGUAUUUUCACAUUAAUAACCUAUUAAUAUCCUGUUUAACAACGGCACACUUCCAAGCCGGGACAAGCGAUCAACAUGACAAAUCGAAACACAGGGAAUUUUUUAUAUUUUGUUGGUAUAAAUGGGCUAAAGAAACUCACCAAAUAUUUGGACACGUAUGCCAAGUAUUUUUUUGAUUGAUUAACUGAAUACAGUAGCUGUUUUUGGCUCGUUUUUGGUCGAGUUGGUCGACUUCAGGAUAAUGUGUCAACAUUGUGUUGCAGCCUGGGGACAUGAAUAUCUUCGUUUGUCUGACAUUCAACACUUGUAUUCAUUGUUUUCAAGCUUUGAAUGACAUUAACAUACAAUCACUCACAUUUAAUCGGUAGCUAUAACGCGUAUUGCAAUAACGGUAGACAGUCCGAUUGUUCAAGCGACACUAUUUUGGAGGGUGUUGGAGAAGAGCUCUGUUGGAGAAGGCGGCUUACCACUAACAUUACUCCGCUAGGCUGUCGCAUAGAUAGAGAAGCUUUCCACCAUCCCGUUAACCCGGCUUGACUCCAAAUGAUGCCGAGAAUUCACCUCUCCAAGUCCAACGCCGUCCUCCAGCACAGCUGGAGAAGGGAUUCGAGAUCCAAAGGCGUUAUCAACCCCCGGGCAUGAAUCAGACCAGGUGCCGAGCUGUCUGACGCAAUACUCGCGGAGAUGUACCGACCCAGAGUCUUAAUUAAAUGAUCGGGAAUGCCUGCCAGGACCGCGGAUGUUGCUGCACCCAUCCGUAAACUGUGGCUCGAAUAAUUGCCUCACACACCGGCCGAUUGCAGAAUGGUUUGAAACUUGGAGUUGACCACCGCAGGUAUAAGAAGCGCCCCCAUUGCAGCAGAUGCAGAGGGGACCCGGUGUGGGACCACGGGCAGCGAGGUAACGUAACAAAGCCUGUAUCGGGUAGAUCGGUCCACCAGAUGACUCCAAGACAAUCGUAUACCCUUCAUGAAACGAAUCCAUUUUUGAAGACUUCAAGUGUAGCCGAAAGUGACCGCUGAGAUCGAAAUCAUGAUCCUCCAAGGCAAGAUGACGAGAUGGCAUGAAGGUCCCCGGACAUGUAAAUUCACUGAAUCGCAAGAAGCCAACAAAAAGCAGUGCAUGAAGCUGCCCAAAACAUAGGUGGUCGAAAUGUGUGAGAUGAAAGCUGUCAAGCGCUGCCAAGUAUGCUCAUCUACUUAUUGGAGAUGGACAGACGGGGCAAACGAUAAGAGGUACGCGCCCUGCGAAUACCGCGCAAUAGACGAGCCAGCCUGGUUUCACCUAGAGUGGGGGUCUGGAGCACCCAGAUCAAUGUGGAAGGAUCGGACAGCCGCGGUGUGAGUCGAGAUCGAAGAGGGAGCCAAACCUUUGGUGUUGAAAAAUGUUGAAAAAUGGUGGCAGGACCCUCGCAUAACUCUAAGUGCAGAGGCAGACCCAGGCGAUGGAAAACCGAAAGCGCGGUGUUGACGUAGGAUUGACAAAUGGGGAGUUAGCGGGACCCAUGGUGAAGAAAUCAUCAAAAUGGUGAAAAAGAGGCUGAAUUGCGUAGUUGUGCUUCAAGAUCCAUCCAACUGCUUCUGCUACUGAAUCGAAAUGAACGGAGCUGAGCGCAGCCCAAAGGGUAACACUAAAUGUACGUAAAAUUUAUCCCGCCAUUUCAUUCUCAAAAGAAAACGAUCAUCUGGGUGUAUGGGAAUGUUCCGACACGCCGCUUUCACGUCAAGUUUCGCCAUCAAAGCCCCAGGGCCCAAAUCAACCAAUGAACAAAUCGCAUCAUCGCAAAUACCGGUACGUGGGGCGGUAACAAAUGCAUCGGCCAGCAUUCCAAGACCGACAAAUUGCCGUGUCAAAACUGGCCCCAGAGCUCUCAUGAAGGGCCCGAGCGAUGGAGGGGGGAGGAACCCGCACAGCAGCGGUGUAAAAGCUAUAAAGUUCCACAUGCGUGCACGACCAGUCGAUCACAUGACGAGCGGCGGUAUCCCUGUGAAAGGUCUCAUCAUUGUUCAGCCACGCGAGAACCCCAAACUGAGUGCGUAAAAUCAAAAGCUGAUACUUCAAUCAAUCCACCGCCCUCCCAGGACAGUAGAUGACCGUUACCAAGGAAAACAUUGAAAAAGCCUGGACCCAUUGUGCGAUGUUGGUGAGGGACCCCAGCACCCUGGCAUCAAUGGACAUGGCCUGACCUUACCGGUGGGACUCAGAGGGUUUUGCCAAACGGAAAGCCAUAUCCACAAACUGACCGGAGAUAAUGGCAGUCACGGUCUUGUAAGGGAUGGGAAGGAACCUGGGGUCCACAACAAAUGCCUCCAUGAAGCCAGGAACUAGCGCAGACAUACCUGGGGCAUUACCCAAACUUCUGGCUGCAUCACCAUUGGGAGAUUAUACGCAGCAACUGGCAGUCUCUCACCCCGGCUUUGAAUUCGGCCUAACACUGCCCGCUGGUGGAUGGGAUUUAAGAAAUGAUGUGCGCGGGCGGAGACUAGAUCCAAGACACAAGAUGGACUAAACAAUAUGGCCAAGGAAGAAAGGCUCGGAUUGAAGAAAGAGAAAGAAUGUUCGGAUUGAAAAGGUUGUUGAUUCAGCGCCGGUCGCAGAGGGAGGCUGGCCGAAGGCCUUGGAUGUCGGGGCACGUAAGGGAGCGGGAUUACAGACAUUGACGAAGAAUAAACCGACGGUGCCGUGUUGGGUAAGGUUGUGGACCAUGUUGUUGCCAAUCUAGCAGCCAUAUGAACGCCCAGCUGAGGCAAAGAUUACAGAGACGAUGGCCCCAAGGUAGAGUUGGAAUUGACCGUGGAAUUUGUCAGAGAUUCGGCGAGAUUACCCGUUGAACAAAUGACACUUGACGGAACCGUAGUAGAUGAGUUCAAGCCGAGGCCUGUUAAGUUGCUGUUUGUUAAUCUCGGCAUUUUUGACAAACAAAAAAAAACAGAUCGUGUUGACUCCUCGAAGGGUUGCGGGCAAUGAACUCAAAUUGAGCAUUCUGUGGUGUAACAAACCUCGGUAAGCCUGCAUUAUUACAUAAUAUGAAUAUAUAAUAAACACCCAGGCUCGUACUUAAUGUAACUAUUUUUUAUUUUAUAAAAUCAUAUAUUCAUCGGUCUCGGAGUCAUAACUUAAGGAAGAUUGAUGAUUUGGGGACAGAAUGACUUCAACUUCAUUGUUUCGUACUUCAUGUGGUGGCUCACUAGUCACAAUUGGUAGGUGGGAGAGAACAUUUCGCCAAUAUUGCUGCGAUCCUGCUACUAUCCUGCUACUAUCCUACCUAAGCAUGCACGAGACACCUGUUACCAGAAUCUCAUCAUAUCGAGUAAACACGCUAUCCUGGACAGGCAACACGAACUUGCCUUCAAACAUGCGUAUUGUCUGGCCCAGAUCAUAUAAAUUACAAUACUACAGAUCCUGAAACUACAAUCAAAACAUUUAGGCUAUAAUCUUGCAGAUUCAACCAAUAAUUUCCAUCGUGGGCUUAAUAUAUACCUGUCAGUGGUGAAAUACUGCCUCAUAAUAUAUUAAGUUUAUAUAUUUUUGAGAUUGCAUUCAUAUGAACCAAGCUGGUCGCAUUGACUGGUCCAGCUCCUACUUUUGGCAAGGCGAUUUUCCAGCACUGGGAGUCUUUCACUAAAGAUCAUAAGCUAGCCAACUAACUCACUGUGCUGAAAAUCAUGUCAGCCUGGCUCUUGUGAGACAAACGAUCAAUUAGCUCUGAAAAGAAAUCCUGCAGCCAUGUUUGCUGGGCCGACAUGGCCCUUGACAACAUUUAAAAGGGGGAUCUUAUUUUUGGAUAGCAGGGGGCUUAUUUGUGAGGUCACUGGAGGCUUAAUGGGGGACUUGCAUUAUUACCAUUAGCCAAACAUGGUAAAAUAUUCAUUUGUGAACAGAUGUUCUGGUAAUGUACAAGAUUAUUGCCUAAAAUGUUCCAAGUGUAGUUUCGUGAUCUACUGAGGACCUGUUUUUAUGAUUUGGGCUAUGCGGGCACAUGUUUGAAGACAAGUUCGUAUUGCCUGUCCAUAAAAGGAUGUUUACCUUAUAUGGUGAAUUCCUUGGCUUGCAUAGUGGGGAUCCCAGAAAAGAUACCUCGGGCUUUGGCAGGAUAGUAGCAGGAUUGUAUGUCUGCAGUGUUGCCAAAUGUCGUCUCCCGCCUAGCCAGGUCAUAUGAACAGUCCAAUUGUGGGUGGCCGGACGUUUUGCCGAAAGACACUUUGCCGAAAGACAUUUUGCCGAAAGACAUUUUGCCGAGCGGACAUUUUGCCGACGGACGUUUUGCCGAACGGACGUUUUGCCGAACGGACGUUUUGCCGAACGGACAUUUUGCCGAACAGACAGUUUGACGAACGGACAACUUGCCGAAAAUGGAGAUAUCUUCUGAACUUUAAAGGUUCGCUUAUACGGUCAAAAUAUCUGUGAUUUAAAGUCAUUGUCGAUUUUGAUGACAGAAACUUUGAUAGUGAAGUAUAGUUUCGUUUUAUAUUCUUUCAAGUUUUUGACAAGUUUUUGACAAGUUUUUGACACGAACUGUGAAUGUAUUCCAUGAUUCUCGAAGUAAAAUUCGCUUACGUCGUUGUCUUUAUAUACACUUGUUUGUUUACGACUUGACGUCAAAACACGUUCCUUAACAAAUGAGUCAUCCGCUGCACAAACAAGCUACCAAUAGUCAAUAUGGCUAUGCACUAUUAAUGACCAUUAUGUAAUGCUAAUGACCAUUAUGCACUGCUAAUGACCAUAUAAUGAUUAUUUUACACAAUGGUUGAGAAUUACACAGUUGAGAAAUGAGUCACAGUCCCAAACAUUUUGACGAAAUAACAUCUCUAUUUUCGGCAAGUUGUCCUUUCGGCAAACUGUCCGUUCUGCAAAAUGUCCGUUCGGCGAAAUGUCUGUUCGGCAAAUCGUCCGUUCGGCAAAACGUCCGUCGGCAAAAUGUCCGUUCGGCAAAAUGUCUUUCGGCAAAAUGUCUUUCGGCAAAGUGUCUUUCGGCAAAAUGUCCGGGUACCCCAAUUGUGACUAGCAAGCCAGAUGAAAUGAUGAAAUACUAUAAGAAACAACGAAGUUGUUUUAUUUUGUAAACAUUUUUAUUUAAGCCCUUUUAAUGCAUGGGUCUAGUCCGAAUUCAGGUGUAGCUGAAUUUUAAUGAAGAAUGUUUUUAGUCCAUUAUGGCAUCAGAUGACGUUUACCUGAUAUAUUCCAAAUGUUAUGAAAGCGUAUCAGCAAGUACAAUGUUAUAAAACGUAGAACGUGAGAUGGAAUAAGAUACAUAAUCCGUUUACAAUACAAUUGUAGUAUGGCAGGUUUUCGGAUAUCAACGUUUACACGGGACGAAUAACAAACAAAAUGCUUCUGUAAAUACAUCUUUAUAUCUGACUUGUGUAUAAAGUGAUUAUUCUCUGUUACGAAAUUUAACAAAUGCUCCAAAAGCAAAUUAUACUGUAAGUAGGCCACAAGUUUAUUUAUUUGCUCUAUCCUCGUUAAAUAAAGUCUCAACAACAACAAUCCGAGACGUUUUCCUUUCGGAUUCGUCGCUGUGCGUCUCAGACUACGUUUACACCAGAGCAAAUGUUUUCGGAUUCGCUCUGUUUUUAUAUCGGAUUUGUUUUGCCGUUUACACUAAUGAGGAUGAAUACAAAAUAAUCGCAGGAGAGAGUCUAAAUCACAGGGAGCCCAUCCCGGGUCUUAUUGAAGUUAUGUAUUAGAAUUACGUAUGAAAUAUAUAGCUCAGUGUUGAAGCCUGCGACUUGCGGGCUGUGUGCGGGCUAAGCAUGUGUUGAAUGCUUAAUAAAGGAAAAAAUAAAGGGAUGAAACAUCGACGAGUGACUGGAAGCAUGUGUUCCAUAGGUUGCUAUGACAUUGAGAAAUUAUCGAUUUAAGUUUCUAUAAAUUUCAACAAAAGAACUUCUUUCAUAAAUUACCUUUCUGAUUACAAGCUUGUCAUAUGCAAUAAUUUGGAAAAUCCAAAAAAUAUUGCGGUUUACUGGUUAGUUAAUUCACAUAUUUUUUGAAAUUCUCACGGCCGGCUGAUCGGCCGAUCACUGAUUUUGAAAUUUUGUUUUGUAUGUGUCUAAAAUUUUAUAUGUGUUUUAUAUUCGAAUAUGUCAACAGCUACUAACAAUACUAUUUAAUAUUUUCCAUAUGAUUUUAGACAUCUGUGGAGUGUGUAGUAGGAAAUAAGUAAGCAUUUAAGCAUGUCAUAGCAACCUGUGGAACACAUCCAGACAUAUCCAACCAUACACUGCUGUGCGAUCAAUCGAAAUAUUUCUCCUCGUUAGCAACUAUUUGGAAGGUUUUGGCUAGACGAUAUGAAAGAACAGGCCCUAGAGGACCUUACAACGUAAUAAAACUCUGACCUUUUUAUUUAAACACACUGAUAUUGUGCUUUGAAUUCUGGGCUUCCAGGCACUCGUCGAUGUUUCAUCCCUUGAUUAUUUUCUUUAUUGUGUAUUCAAAGCGCACGUUAGCCCGCACACAGCCCGCAAGUCGCAGGCUUCAACACUGAGCUAUAUAUUUCAUACGUAAUUCUAAUACAUAACUUCAAUAAGACCCGGGAUGGGCUCCCUGUGUCUAAAUUCGGAACUUUCGAAUCCAGAAAAGUUUGUGGGAACUAUUCGUGGGGAAAAAUAUAAAUCCGGAAAAAAUUCUCAUGUGAACGCUUUCUGUAAAGAAUCCGAGUCAAAUUGCUCCCAUGUUUGGUUUUCAAAUCUAUUGCUAUUAAAUUCAACCGCCGAACAGGGUCAAAAAAUCGCAUAACACUUUGUUAGGGUUAAAAUUAUGCUUGGCAUAUUGACAAUCGUUGUGUCCGGCUGUGUAGUGUAAAAAUUCUAUUUCAGAACCAUCCUCAGAAAUACGAAAAACUUAGUUUCAUAUUAUUCUGACACUGCCAUAGACCAACGAAAAAUUCGUUGGCUCGAGCGGAAUUUGAACUCGCAUCUUCGGGUGUCUAGACCGCCGCUCUACCCAUUGAGCUAUCGAGUGAAUGGGGAUUGGUAGCGAGUCUUAUCCAAUUUAAGUGCACGAAAUAUUUUCGUGACGACUUAACGCUUGUCGUAGAGGACGCGUAGUGUUUCAAUUCUAUUUCAGAACCAUCCUCAGAGAUACGAAAAACUAUAGUUUCAUAUUAUUCUGACACUGCGAUAGACCAACGAAAGAUUCGUUGGCUAUAGCGGGAUUUGAUCCCGCAUCUUCGGGUAUCUAGACCGCCGCUCUACCCAUUAGCUAUCGAGUCAACGGGGAUUGGUAGCGAGUCUCCAAUUUAAGUGCAUGAAAUAUUUUCGUGACGACUAACGCUUGUCUUAGAGGACGCGCAGUGUUUCAAUUCUAUUUCAGAACCAUCCUCAGAGAUACGAAAAACUAGUUUCAUAUUAUUCUCGAAACAUUCGUUGGUCUAUUGCAGUGUCAGAAUAAUAUAGAGCGGCGGUCUAGAUACCCGAAGAUGCGAGUUCAAAUCCCGCUCGAGCCAGCCAACGAAUUUUUCGUUGCUCUAUUGCAGUGUCAGAAUAAUAUGAAACUAGUGUAGUGUAAACGCCUCACGAAUCUGUAUACAUGAAAAACAACAACAAGGAAUUAGGAGAAUUUACGAAUCUGGAAACAUUUGUUCCAGUGUACGUGGUCUAAACGACAAAUAAUAUAAUAAUGCAUUUUGAUUUUUGAAUAUAUUUACUAAUUACGCUUACUCUUCAUUUCAGGAUGAUAUUAAACAAGAUUAUAAUUAAAAGGUAUACAUACGGAUCUGUAAAGAAAUGUAACAUUUGAUAUAUUGUCUUAAGACUGUUGCAAGAUGAACACCUUUUACGUGAAGCAUACUUUAAUUGUUGCAACCGUUUUCCUAUUGUGUAAAGUUCAUUAAUAUGUAAAUAAAUUACCACGUUGUCGUUCAGUG